Molecule: messenger RNA, 2537 nt
Organism: Nicotiana tabacum (common tobacco)
Lineage: Eukaryota; Viridiplantae; Streptophyta; Magnoliopsida; Solanales; Solanaceae
Source: RefSeq, a predicted model, not a curated record
AUGGUGAAUCAUGUGAACCGUAUUGCGGCCUUUGAAGAGACGGUUAACGUAUUACAACCCAUCAUGAAUAUGAAUUUAGAAAGGGAGAAAGACAGAAAGUCAGAAACGGCGAUAGUUUUUUUCAGCCAGAAGACCUUUGCUGUGAGAAUACUAACUACUAAGAGAUCGGCUGCUGUGACUUCAAAGAAUCAAAGAUAUCCUUUUGAUGAAGCUGCCACUGUGGCUAUAUCUACUGUCAAAGAAUUUGGCAGUGACCUCAAAGAGUUGCUGCUAAUAGUGGGUCUGUCUCUGGCUUCACCAAAUGAUCAUCGCUACAACUUUGGAGAUGAAGUCCCUCUUUCUGUCAACAAAAUUGGUCCCUUGAAUAAUCCCAGUGAAACGUACCAAUACUAUGACCUGCCAUUCUGCCAGCCAGGUGAGGUGCUUCCGAAAAAGGAAUCCCUUGGGGAAGUUCUGAAUGGUGACCGUUUAACCAAUACCUUGUAUCAGUUGAAAUUUGGAGUAGACAAAGAUGGGGUUGUCCUGUGUCACAAGAAGCUUAAUCAAAAUGAUGUCUCAAAGUUCAGGGAUGCUAUUAUUAAAGAUUACUACUAUCAGAUGUACUUUGACGAUCUCCCUUUCUGGGGAUUUGUCGGGAAAAUUGAAGAUGAACACUGGACCUUGGACGGAAAGGGCCCCAAGUAUUUUCUCUUUAAGCAUGUCCAAUUUGAUGUCCUUCACAAUGAAAACCAAGUUAUAGAAAUACAUGCUUUCAGUGAUCCAAGCCAUGUUGUGGAUAUAACAGAAGAUAUAGACCAAAGUGUUACCUUCACGUAUAGUGUACUCUGGAAUGAAACCUCAACUCUAUUCAAAAAUAGAAUGACAAGAUACUCUAGGGCUUCGGGAAAUCCAGUGAACCAACAAGUUCAUUGGUUCUCGGUAGUUAAUUCAAUUGUUAUUACUGUUUUGCUGAUGGCCUUUUUUGCUGUGAGCAUGGUGCAUUGUCUUAAGAAUGAUCUGAGAAAAUGGUCUAGUGGUGAUGAAGAGGAAGACAAAGAAGUGGGUUGGAAGUACCUUCAUGGUGACGUAUUUAGAUGUCCCUCAAACAUGCCUCUGCUUUGUGCAGUUCUCGGUGCUGGUACCCAGCUGCUGACCUUGUUCUGCUUCUUAUUUGUUUUGGCAUUUCUUGGUGUGCUAUAUCCAUAUAACCGUGGAACUCUCCUCACAUCAUUGGCCAUAAUUUAUACCCUUACAUCUGCAGUUGCCGGCUACAGCUCUGCCUCUUUCUACAGUCAAUUUGCUGAAACAGGAUGGGAAAGGAGCGUUACUUUCUCUGCCGUGCUCUUUCUUGGACCAUUCCUCUUAACGGAGUUUUUCCUUAAUUUAGUUGCUGCAUCAUUUGGGGCUACUUUAGCAAUUCCAUUUGGCACUGUAUUUGUCAUUGUUCUUGUGUAUACCCUCAUUGCUAUGCCACUGCUUGCUCUUGGUGGGGUAAUUGGUUAUCGGUGUAGGUCUGAGUUUCAAGCACCUUCUGCCACAAAAAAGUGUGCAAGACAGAUACCAUCACUAGCUUGGUACAGGAAGACACCUGGUCAAAUGUUUCUGGCUGGUCUUCUACCGUUCAGCGCCAUUGUUGUUGAGUUACACCAGUUGUAUGCAACCCUUUGGGGCUACAAAAUUUCGACUCUUCCUGGUAUUCUAUUUUUUAUGUUUAUAAUCCUCAUACUGCUCACUGUGAUCUUAAGCAUCGGUUUGACAUACAUUCAGCUGACAGUGGAAGACCAUGAAUGGUGGUGGCGGUCUAUUUUCCGUGGGGGCUCAACAGCUGUAUUUAUGUUUGCCUACUCGGUAUACUUCUACUGCAAAUCAAACAUGAGCGGGGUCUUGCAAACUACCAUCUUCUUUGUAUAUAACACUUGCAUAUGCUAUGCAUUUUUCCUUAUGCUUGGAACAAUCAGUCUCCAUGCUUCCUUGAUGUUUAUUCGUCACAUCUACCAUGCUGUAAAGAGUGAAUGAGAAUCCGUCCUCAAUCUCUUUGAAUUGCUAUCAUUUGAAGCUCUCUUCCGUGAUUUGACAAGUUAAACAAGAAAGGGUCUCCAUCGUCGAGCUUGUAUCAUUUCAAUACCUCUUCGGUGGUUUGAGAAGCUUAACAAAAUGAGGAAGGUUUCAUCUUUGUUUCGACAAAUGAGCAUUAGGAGCUAUGUUAAUCAAGUAUCCUGCAAUUUCAUAACAUCAAGACUAGCAGAAGUUGAUGGCAAAUUGAGAAGUAUUCAGCGUUCUUGUAUGAGUAGGAAAUGUGAUUGGAUGUUGGAUAUGAACGGCGUUUCUCUGCAAAGUAAAGUUUCGAAGCUAUGUAAUUCCAAUUAUUUUAUUUCCCUAUGCGUUAGAUAAUAUGGUUCUUAUAUUUUGUUUUUUUAAUCUUCGACAAGGCUUUGACUAACCUUUGAUUUAUAGACAUUGAGAAUAUUGCUAUCAGAAGAGUGAAGGCUAAAAUUCCAUAUCCUAGAGCAGUUCUUAAACAAUAAUGCAGAUUUAGUACUACACUAGUUUUCUUCUUA